GGAAAUUAUUCCAAGAUGGCUGAUUCUGGCGAGCUGUUCUGACUGAAAAUCCUUUACCUUAAUAUUUUCUUUUGAAUAUAUAGUUUAAUUAUAUAUAACGACUAAAUAAGUGUAACUUCAUGACAUAUAUUAUACCAUGUAUUUAGUGUAAAAGGCAUGUGCGGAUCGAAUCAAUUGCUUUCUUCGUAAAUAUAAGUGUCUGUAGUUGCAUAGUUCAAGUGAUAAGACUUCAGUUGAUGUUUUUAUUCUGCUAUGAAGUUACUAAACUAUGUGAUCAACUUCUGAGUGAAAAGGAAUAUACUUAGUUUAAGUAUAAUUUUCCGUAAUGGAAAAAGUACAAAUAAAAAAGGAGCCGCCCAACGGCGGCCCCCCUGACCCACAUCGGACGAACGCAGACGCGCCAGAAGUAUGCUUCGUUUGCGGCAACCGCAACCACCCUCACUCGUACUGGCUGAACAUCAAGCCCGUGCCGAACAACCCCAAGGAACCGUAUUUCCCCUUCUUGGAGACACACGAGCCGCCCGCCCGUUACGUUCCCAAGAGCGACGUGGCCGUACCGGCCUGCUUCCUUUGCUACACCCUCCUGCUGCAACAGUGGGCCACUCACGAGCUCACCUCGAAGCCGCAUUCGGAGAGGCUCUACUGGCUCAAGAGGGUGGACAACGGGCCUUUCACGGGCGCCGACAUGGGGAUGCAGGGGGAGUAUGCCGCUCAGGUGCUCGGACUGAACGGUGACAGUAACUCUGUGAACAGUAUGGGACCGAAGCCUAAGCAGAUGAGGAUGAGCCCGAGGAUGUCGCCGAGGCCUCAGCAGGUUACCAACCAUGAUCGGAUAGCAGAAGAUCCAGUGUCCUUAGACUCCGCGUUAGACCUCACCCACUCACAGCUUCAAGUGAUACCGGCGCCGCCACAGCCAACCCAGUGUGUUUCAGUACCAAUAUACCACAGUCAGAAUUCGAAUUCGUCCACCGGAACGGACAUCUUGGAUCUGAGCAUGCCUGACAAAAACUCCGUCACGGAGGUCUGUUACGUCUGCGGUGACGAGUUCAAGCGUGGCAGCUUGGAUAUGAUCGCGUCCAAACAGCAGAUCGAGGCGAUCAACCAACCUUUUUUCCCGAGUCUGAUCGAGCAUCCCAGACCGAGCAGAUCUCGACCGAUCGAUUCGGCGGGGAAGGUGCAGGCUUGCGUGGACUGCCAGCAGUACCUACUGAAACAGUGGCAGGCCUUUCAGGCACAGGGUGUUCCGCACGCGGAACGGAAAUACAUACUGAGGAAAAGGGUCUCGUCGAAUAUAGAUACGACAACGUUCGUCUGUUACACCUGUGCCUUGGAAUACCCUUCUAGUAGUAUAAGACUUUUCUAUUGUCGACCUAACUCGGACAACGAACCUUACUUCCCGUUUAUCGCUACCAUACCAGCGCCCCCUGGUGCUAGCCCAAUUAGUCCACAAGGUAUGGUUCAGAUUUGUUCUGCUUGUUAUGAAACUAUUCCUUUGAAGCAUCAAGCCUACGGGGGUUCUGGGGAUACCAAUACAAGUUCCACAGAUAACCACGUAUCUGUUACGGAUGUGCAAUAUUUGAAUAAUUCUUCAUCUAGACCCAUCACUGCCAAAUCGCCAGCAAAUAGUGCGGGUUCUGACAUUAGAUAUAAGCCAUACAGCAUUUCUCCUGCCAUUGUAACCAGUAAAAAGAAGCAAGCUGCUAUAGAGAACAGGCAAAGGAUGGGUUUAGCAAGUAGAACAACUUCCCCUAUAACAGAUCUGAACGGUCAGACCGGUGGGCAGAGUUACAGGUGUUACAUUUGUUCUGGCCUUUAUCCGAGAACGCAAAUGGAAUGGCUGAGUACUUCUCCCGAAGGAAUGAACUCGCAUGCCAUGCAUUUUCCCUGUCUGAGCGGCAUGGCCAGAACGUCGGAGAACAGCUGUAAGGAUUCUCAUGGUAGAGUCCUGAGCUGUACGAAAUGCGUGAACCAUUUGGCCCAGCAGUGGGAGAGUUUUGAAAGUGACAGAGUUCCUUUAGAAAGGCGGAGGUAUGACGUACCUCUUCCAGAAACUACAUCGAACGGCGACAGGGGUAUACCAACGCCACCUAGCACGAAUAGUGAAAGAACUGUAACUAGUAACCCUGGGGCAAGUAGUAUUUAUUGUUUUCUCUGUGGACUACAUUCGGAGUUCGUUCUGGCCAGGGUUUUGUACAGUAAACCCCAGGGUCGGAACGCUCCUUAUUUCCCCGCGUUGUUGAGUCACCAUAGUCCACCGAACGCCGAACAGUUGAGGGAGGAUGGAUCCGCGUUAGUUUGUACAUUUUGUUAUCAUAGUUUAGUGAGUCAGUGGCGUAGGUACGAGGCGCAGGGAGCUGCCGCACCUCACGCCGAAAGAAGAGAAUAUAACACGAGAGAUUAUUGUUGUUAUGUUUGCGGUGUGACGACUUAUAGAAAAAGAGUCAGGGCCCUAUUGAUAAAGGACUUUCCUUUUCUCCGAUUUCAUCCUCAACCAGAGUUUUCUCUGUUAUUAGAAAAUGGCGACUACGCUGUGGUAUGUUUAGACUGUUAUGAAACUCUUAGGACGCAAAGUUUGGAGUAUGAAAGGUGGGGUCUUCCAUUGGAUAAAAGACAAUAUAACUGGAUAUUGCAACCUCCUCCGCCAGAAGACAGUCCGGAGGCUGCCGUAGCCAGACUGCCGAGUGGCCAAAGAAGUGAUAAAGUGGUUCCUACAACGUUUUUAGCCAAACCUGCCAAGAAGAGUUCUCCUAAGAUGACGGAAAAGAAGGUUGCUAAGUCGGAUCCAAGUGUUCUUUCAAGCAGUCCAAAACUUUCAUCUACCAAUGGCAAUAGCAAACCAAGAGCGACAUCCGGUCAUACGGUGCCUGGACCUGGUCCAGGUAACCAAAACCAGAAUUCCCUGUCUUUUGCAGCGGCAUUGAGAACGUUGGCCCAACAGUCUGUGCCUCCAACUAGUGAGCAUUCUUCAUCAGCUCAUACCUCAGCAGAAGCGUCCAGGAGAGAUCCAGGAAUUAAUACAUCGGAUAAAUCUAAGGCUACGCCUGAAGUUAGUAUAUAUGGCGUGAAUAAUCCUGCAUCAGUCAGACCUUCUGAUUCAAGAAUAACACUACCUAGUCCAGCUGACAGAUAUGGAGCUCCUACUAUGUCAGAUUUAGGAAGGAGUGGCUUUCAGCCUUAUAGACCAGAAGAAAGAGUACCGGUUGUGCCGCCAGUAGGUUUAGAUGUUGGAGUUUAUCCUCCAUAUGGUUAUCCUUCAAUACCAAUGAUGGAAGAGCAACUUUAUUAUGACCGAGCUAGAUUACUAAGGCCACCGUGGCCCCCUUUCGGUCACCCAAUGGUAAAUCCAUACAUGAUUCCUGGAGCUGGAGCAUUACCCUUCUAUAUGCCUGAUAGUUUGAAGGUAGAAGAAGAACAUAGGAGACUGGUGGCGAUGAAGAAGGAUGAACAAAUGGAACGUGAACUUUUGCAACAUCAAAGAGAACGGGAACAGAGAGAGAAGGAAAGAGUACUGAGGGAGAGGGAAAAGGCUCAAUCCCGUGUUUCCCCUCAUAUUCCUCCACCUUCCCAUUUAACGGCACAGCCUCCGAUGAUGGUUCCUCUACUUCAUCCCGGGUCAAUGCUUCCGCCCACUCCUCUAGGUCUACCAUCCUCACGAAACUCAAUUCAAAUGAAUGCGCCAUUUUUACCGCCGGUUUCGUUACCUCAAGGUUACUCCGUCCCGAGGUCAAGUCCCAGCUUGCAGCGGCAGUCUCCACAUGCAGCUUCCCAUCAAUCCCACCCGUCAUCGUCUAGCUAUUUGUCUCAUCGGCAAUCUCCGGUUAUACAGCCCUCAGGACCUCUCAUUAAUAAUUCAAUGGGAUCAUCUAGUCAAGUUCCUCGCUCAUCGCCUAAACCGCCAACUCCGAAAUCUACCAGUAUUCCACAAACUCCCACGAGAGGGGGAGGGGCUUCUACCCCCGGUUCAAGGUCUAACACACCCUCUGGGGGAGGGACAUCGGGACAUAUGCACGGUGGCAGCUCUACACCGCAUCGUAGCAGCUCUACACCAGUUCAGACGAGUUCUACGCCUAAUCCACAAGAUGAGAAGCUACCUCAAGAUGCUAAUUCUAUCUCAGUUGCUCAAGUACCACCCUGUUCAAGCGCAGCCAGGAAGCCUACCAUAGCACCAAGUAAUAUUUCGAAUCAUCAAAAUCAGACCCAAGGUGUCAGCAUACCUUUUGUAUCUACAAGUAUUACCUUAACUACUAAUCAAAAAAAAGAUCAAAUCUGUCAAAUUACUGCUUCUAAAUUAAAUAAUACAUUAAAUCAUAACAUAGAAUCAAUCGUUAAUAACAAUUUGGAAAAUGGAAUUCAGGCUACACAAAGCAACCAGAAAUUAUCAUCAGAUUUUCCUCCUGUCAAAAAUAUUCGCCUUAUGACAAAUUCUUGCAAUGAGAUUAAUUUGGAUGAAGCAAAUUCGUGUCAAAGGUUGUCUGACGAGACAAAGACUACUAAUCUCAAGAUAGGGUCAUCGAAUAUGGGUUCUGAAAAGAAAACAUUGAAUAUUUCAAAUGAUAAAGAAGAAAUAACACUUGUUAACAUAUUAGGUCUGGACAAAGACUACACAAAGAGAGACAGCAUGGGAUCCCAUUCAUGGGAAGGAAGAAAAGAUAAUACAAAUAACAAGAGUAUCAUUUUUGGGAAUUCCAAUUUACCAGAGUUAAGUGCCCAAGUCAAGCAUGGAAGUACCCCAAUAAACAAUCCUAGUCACCAAACAUUCAGUCCACAGUUACCUGCUCCUUCUCCCAACUACCCUGUUCAGAGUCAAGUUACCCAAAUCAUUGCUGAGGCUCCUAAAGAGAACCAUAUUGCCCCUGCAGAUCCUGUUCCUAUUGUAAACAAUAAUUAUAUUAGUAAUAUCCCACCUACUAGUCAAACUCAUGCAGAAAACUCUUUGCAAUCGACUGAAGUUGAUGAAAAACCGAACUGCAACCUCAUAGUUAAAGAAGAUAGUAUUGCAAAUGAAAUAGAUGUCGUUGAAGAACAAGAGAUGAAAGAAGUUCUUAAAUUUCAAAAUCAAGCUAACGCAGAAAAGAGAUCAAUGGAAUGUAAACCUGUUGUAUCUAGAUUGGACGAUAGUAAAAUUGGGACCCAGUUUACGGUUUUGAAUAUUCCAACCGUAAUAGGUCCCCCCUUCAAGAGAAAAAUACUGAGCAAAAUUGAUUUGGCAGUAAUGAAAAAAAAAUUGAAGCGACAGAAAAGGUUGAAAAAACCUAGAAGAAUGAACAAGUUAACACACAACUCGGAAAACAAUGUAACAAGGCAGUUUGAAGUCAGCAUUUACGGUAAUUCCGAUAGUUCUUCAAGCUCCAGUUCUGAAUCAGAGUCAGACUGCGACGUUUCUGAAUACGAUACUUGGAUUAGAUCAGGGCCACCCUUGAAGCACUCUUAUUCUCCCAAGAAAAUGUGUUUUCUUCAGGUUUUUGGAUUAACAUCUCACACAAAGAAAAACACUAUCGAAAUGGAGAAAUUAGAGAGAAGGAAAUGGCAACAAGUAGUAACUAUUGCAGAUCAGAAGGAUCAAGAAAGCCAAUCAGAGAAAAAAGUCUGUUCUUUAAAUUUACCUGUGCCUUCAAAAUCACCUUCAGUAUUGAAUUACACAACUGAUUACAAAAAAAAAUCUAACUUCCUUCAAGUCUUGGGCCUUAAUACCGUACCUGCACGAGUUAGAGAUGAAAUGGAGAACAAUUGGAUGAAAAUAAUUGAAGAGCGCCUUAAACGAAGUGAUGAAUCUCCUCUUACUUGUUAUAGCUUGAUUUAUCAUCGUAAGCAGAAAGCCCACAUGAAUUUGGCCUCAAAUGAUCUUAUCACAGAUAAAACUGUAUCUGAUCAUUUCAAGAUCCCAAUAGUACAUCGAUUCUCAACAGCGGUCUACCAUAGCAUAAACUCUGAAAACCCCUUCUCUAAUGCCAAAAAGGUAGAUGUAAAUGUGCCUAAUUUCAACAACGUGAAAGAUAGAAGUAAGGAUUGUGGUGUCACUGUGCCCUCAUUCAAAGCCAAACAAAUUACACCUGAUAAAAAAAUGAAAUGGCCAGGGAUACAAGAAGUGAUGGAAUCAUAUGAAAGAUAUUCUAAAGAAAGGGAGCAGGAGAUUGAAACUUUGACUAGACAUAAUAAAAACCUGAAAGAAGAAGCCAAAACUUUACUCAGCCAGGAAAGAUUGCUUGUUCGCAAACAAAAAGGAUUGAACUCUGCUUUAUUUCUUAUGGAACAAGAUAAGAAACGGUUACAGAAUGAAUUUGACCAUCUAAUGAAAAUAUUUAAAAACUUUCGGUAGCGGAAGUUUUAUCAUCUCAGAUAAGAUAAAAUUUUUUUUUUAGUUGAAUUAUUUCUAUUUAUGGAAAUUUUGGAAUAUUGGACCAAAAAUCCUACUAAAAAUAUUACUUUGGUGACAGGUGGUUUAUUUUAGUCUGAUCAUUUUGUUUUGGCCAAUGCAAUAAAUUUUUUAUCUUGAAGAUGGUGUAAUCAAUCGAAAAAGACUGUGAUGGAAUAUUGCAUUUCGAGGUGGAGUAGUGUACUUAUUUCUUUGUUGGUCAAUAGUAUUAUUUCCAUAUUGACGUAUUUUUAUUGCAUAUUUAAUUUUUUUUAUAUAUAUUUAAGAUGAGAAUGUGAAACCAAAUUGGAAAAUAUUGUUGUAUGAUUUGGUAUGUUGAUUUUACGGGUGUUUAAUUUAGAUAGUGUUCACUAAUUCUGUGAUAAAUACAUUUUAGUAUCUUGACGUAAACACUGUUUCUAGCAUGACAACUGAAUAAAUGUACAGAUGAAUGA
Coccinella septempunctata (seven-spotted ladybird) is the source of this 6807-nucleotide messenger RNA. RefSeq lists its product as uncharacterized. Lineage: Eukaryota; Metazoa; Arthropoda; Insecta; Coleoptera; Coccinellidae. The transcript is spliced from 17 exons. The coding region runs from base 326 to 6316 and encodes 1996 amino acids. The record is from RefSeq and is a predicted model, not a curated record.